Molecule: messenger RNA, 1717 nt
Organism: Phialemonium atrogriseum
Lineage: Eukaryota; Fungi; Ascomycota; Sordariomycetes; Cephalothecales; Cephalothecaceae
Exons: 2
Coding region: 155-1615 (486 amino acids)
Molecular function (GO): protein binding
Source: RefSeq, a predicted model, not a curated record
CCGAUAAUAUAUAUUCGCGCCGUGUGCGAUCUCUUCACAAGCAUAAAAACUUCCAUCCUCUGUCCACUUCAAUUCCAACCAGACUUCUCUUGGUGUGACAACAGGAUAACAAUACCAUUUGCACCUGUUUGACGUUGGGAAUCAGGAAUUCACCAUGACAUCCAUCCCAGGAGACGUUAUCCUCUCCAUCGCCGAGUGGUCGGAUCCUGAGACGAUCUUGUCCCUGAUGCUUGUUUGCCGGUACUUCCACCUGCUCAUCUCCGAAAAUGAGACUCCCAUUGUCAAGGCCAAGCUGUGCCACCUCCAGCAGCUCACCUUCCACCCAUCGAUGCUGAAGGCUGAUGACGGCGUUCAUUUCCUGCCCGCCCAUCUCCAGCCAGCCCACCUGCAACUUGUGGCGCCCCAUGGCUGCGUCAUCAAGUCCGGCACGCCUGACCGCGGCGCUCUCCUGCCGCUUUCCUUCUCCGUCCUGAAGGAGCUCAACAUGCGGGAGGCCCGCCUCGACGUCCUCCUCGUGGCCGAUGGACACAUGGAGACGGCCCUCCAGGAGUCGGGGCUCUUCUUCCCGGAUCGUAGACCCACCGAUGACGAGAUGAACGUCCUGAUGGCCCGGCUCCGACGCGCGUGCCGCAUUACUGAUCGUCUGGCCGACUGCACGGCGGCUGUCAUGGUCGAGUAUGGCUUCCCUGGUCCCAUGUUUCCCGGGGCCGAGGAUGGAGACGACGACGAGAACACUGGCGGCACGGGCUCUGACGACGGCCUUGACGACAGCCCCGACGACCAGGACAGCGGUGCCCUUCCCGCCCCUGUUCCUCUCUCGACCAGAACCUACGAGAGACCCUUGCCGAGCACCCUCAUCCACCCCAACCGGCGCCACAACAGGUUCGGCAUCGCCCGCGCCGUCCGCUUCGCGCAGGGGGACCUACUCCGCGCCCUUCCCCUCGAGGAUCUGGUCUUCCUCGCCAUCCUGACCAGCAUCGCGGGGCUGGGAUACCGCCGACUCCACCACGCAACCGCCUACACGGACCCGGAGUUCUUCGAGCGCGCCACGGCCUUUCAGGAGACGGUCCUGCGCCAAGGAGCAACUGUCACGUUCUGGGGCAAGUUCGCCGGCGUCCGGGUCCCCACCCAGGCCGAGCUGGAGGCCCUGAGCCUGGCCGCCAUCGCGAGCAUGAGCCCGGCGACUACAACUGCCGGCCCCAACCAGGCGGCGCUGCUGCCGCCGACGACCGACGACGCGCCCGGGGGGCAGACCCCGCAGAUGACGGCGAUGCGCGCCUACGUGGACCAGAAGACCAACGACGCGCUCCGCGAGCUGCGGUGGUGGGAGCACGGCGCCGGCGCCAACAACAACAUGGGCGCCAACAACAACGAGGACGAGGACGACGAGGACGAGGCCCCCGCCGGCCUCCAGAUGACCGUCUGGCGCACCAUCAGGAAGAGGUCGGGUUGGAGCAGCGACAACGCCGGCCGCAGGGCCCACGACCUCGCGCGGCGCAUCGUCCGCGGUCUGCCCGCCACUGUUAAUGUCGAUGCCGAUGCUGGCGGCGACGACGACGCGGCGGCUCAGGAUGAGGCCCAGGUUGAGGCCCCGGCUGAGGCUCGGGCUGCCUAACUUCCCCACCUUUCGAUGGCUCCGGUUUGAGGCACACGCACGUGGAAGAGUUCGGUUUCUGUUUUCUGGGCUUUGGGGGCGCGCUGGCGGUCUGUCUGUCAU